Messenger RNA from Pungitius pungitius (ninespine stickleback), 1864 nucleotides. RefSeq names its product kelch-like protein 10. Gene Ontology annotation, molecular function: protein binding. Lineage: Eukaryota; Metazoa; Chordata; Actinopteri; Perciformes; Gasterosteidae. Bases 49 to 1854 code for a protein of 601 amino acids. The transcript has 5 exons. The record is from RefSeq and is a predicted model, not a curated record.
UGUCAGAAAGCUCCUGAGUACCCACAGUUAAGCAGAGAGAAGAAAGAUAUGGGCGAAGAAGGAACAUCUUCCGCCAAAUCGAAUUUUGACAGAGACAAAGCGGAGAAAAUGGUGCGUAAGAUGGCCUCCUCGGCUGUGAAUGAACUCCUCCAAAGGACGGAACUGUGCGACGUGGUGAUCAAGGUCGAGGGCGACAGGUUCAACGCGCACAAGAUCAUCCUGUGCAGCUGCAGCGAGUACUUCUGCGCUCUCUUCACCGGUGCCUGGGCCAACCCAAAAAAGAAGUCGUACAUUAUCCCCGGGGUGUCGCCCGCGAUGAUGCGCCUCAUCAUUGAUUACGCCUACACUCAAAAUGUUGAUGUGACGGAGGACAACGUGUUGGAGCUUUUAGCAGCAGCAGACCAGUUCUUGGUCUCUGGGAUUGUUCAGAGAUGCUGCUUCUUCCUGGAGGACCAGCUGUGCUUGUCGAACUGCAUUGGCAUCUGGAGGCUGAUGCACUUCUACCACUUGCCCAGGCUGACACACAAGGUCUUCCUCUUCAUCCUGCAACACUUUGAUGAGAUCAUCGCUGUCUCGCAGGAGAUCUUGGAGCUCUCCGUGCAGCAGCUGUCGGCCAUCAUUGAACACGACCACCUCAAUGUGAGGCGAGAAAGCACGGUGUUUGAGACCAUCCUGCACUGGAUCUCCCACCAGCCAGACCAAAGAAGGGGUCAAAUCUUUGAGCUACUGUCUGAGGUGCGGCUUGGCUUGAUGACCGCCAUCUACCUCCAGGACGUUGUGAAGGAGAACGCUCUGAUAAAGGACAGCGCCAAAUGCGUUUCCAUCAUCGACGCCGCAGUGGCCAAGUUCAUGGACCUUCGUUGCAAAUCCUCAAAACCCGAUUACAGUGACCGGCUAAGCCGCCCACGCCUGCCCUCCUCCAUCUUACUGGUCACAGGGGGCAAGAACGCCCGAAACGCCGCCACCGGCCUGGACGCCUACGACGCCCGGGCCGACUGCUGGGUCCCGAUAAGAGCCGGGGAGAUCCGCCGCAAUCACCACGGCGCCGCCCUCCUCGGCGGCUUCAUGUACGUGAUCGGCGGCAGAAACAGAGGAAUCCAACUGAACACCGCGAUGAAGUUCGACCUCGUCAACCGCACGUGGCACCCGGUGAUGCCCAUGAACUGCUGCCGCGACCACGUCUGCGUCGCCGUGCAGAACGGGUGCAUUUACGCCCUCGGAGGCUUUAGCGAUGACUUAUACCACAACAGCGUUGAGCGCUACACACCCGAAACGGACCAGUGGACCAUGGUGGCACCAAUGCAUACGAAGAGGAGUAGCGCCAGUGCCGCGACUCUCAGGGGCAAGGUGUACGUUUGCGGAGGUUACAACGGGACUCGGAGCCUCACCUUGGCCGAACGCUACGACCCGAACACCAACCAGUGGACCGUGAUCCCCAACAUGAGGAGCUCCCGGAGGGGUCUGGGGAUCGCUGCCUACAAAGACCUCAUCUAUGCGAUAGGCGGCACCAGUAGCGGGAGCAUCCAUCUGCGCACUGUCGAGACCUACAACCCUGACACCGACCGGUGGAGAAACGCACCGUCCAUGUGCUGUGCCCGCAGCUUCUUCGGGCUUGAGGUGAUGGAGGAGCAGCUCAUUGUGGUUGGAGGAUUUGGAGGCACUGCCGCGAUGUUAACCGUGGAGCGCUAUGACGACGAUGUUGGCAUGUGGUUACGUGCCUCUGACAUGGAGACGCCCCGCAGCGGCCAGAGCUGCUGCGUGCUGCACGGACUCCACGGCGUGAUGGAGGACCUGUUCCAUUGUGGUUCCCCUACGAUGCCCACUGUGGUGGAAGCAGCGGGUGGAUCCACGUAAUCCAACCGAG